AUGGCCAGAUCAUCGUUGGUCCCAUUUCUCAUAGCAGGCAUGCUCGUUACGGGCUGCGCCAACUCUCUCCUGAUGAAAUGGCAGGACCGUAUGUGUGUUGAGAACUGCGAGCCCGGAUCCGGUAGACCUCGGGUCAAUUUCGAGCAGCCCGUAUGGCAGACUCUGAUUAUGUUUAGCGGGGAAAUGCUUUGCUUCCUCCCUGUUAUUUGGAAGUGGUAUACCACGCGCAACUUGCCACCCCAACUCCCCUCGACUGAUGAAGAGGAAGAGCCCGCAGCGGGCGUAAAGGCCCAGCCUGACCCUCCACUAACCGGCUGGAAGCUUGUUUAUUUCUGGCUCCCUGCCUUCUGCGAUCUUGCUGGAACAACCCUUAUGAAUGUCGGACUCCUAUACACACCAGUUUCUAUCUAUCAAAUGACCCGUGGGGCUCUUGUUCUCUGGGUUGGUAUUCUCUCGGUCAUCUUCCUUCGCCGCCAUCUCUAUCUCUACCAAUGGAUUGCUCUGUUUGUCGUCAUGGCUGGCGUCAGUCUUGUUGGACUCAGCGGCUCUCUCAUUAAGAACGUGGUUGGAGAUGAAGCGGGCGAGGCUGUCCAUGCAUUUAUGACAUCGGUUGCUCGAUCAAUUGCUCCCAAUGAGCCUGAACCUACCACCGUGUUUGUCGGAGUUUUGUUCGUGCUGUUUGCUCAGUUCUUUACGGCUACCCAAUUCGUUGUCGAGGAGAAGAUUAUGAAGGGUUAUACGAUCGAACCGCUGAUGGCUGUUGGCCUCGAGGGCCUCUUUGGUGCAUUGUCGAUCCUCGUCUGCAUGCCAAUCCUCGCCCCGCUCGCGUCUCGGUCUCCAUUCUUUGACUUUCCUCGUGGAUGGCACCAGAUUAUCGAUCACACCAAUGUGGUUCUUGCCUCGGUUUUGAUCAUGUUCUCAAUUGCCUCGUUCAACUUUUUCGGACUGAGUGUGACAUUCCGCGUGAGUGCAACUGCGCGUUCCACGACAGAUACCUGUCGCACCCUCGGAAUCUGGAUCGUCAGCCUCGGACUUGGUUGGGAACAUCUCGCAUGGCCAUACUCGGUCCUUCAGAUCAUCGGAUUCGCCCUCCUUGUUUAUGGCACGUUCUUGUUCAACAACUUGGUCGAGCCACCGGCGUUUAUUCGACCCGUAUCCCGUGAAACUGCUGAGGAUGACGAACGUCGUGCCCUAUUGGCCGAGCAACACCUUAACGAGACGGCUACCCUCCCGGCUGAUGCAGGUCAGAGCGGGUUUGACGUCGUGCCACCCACACCACCUGCUCGAGGCUAA
Messenger RNA from Rhizoctonia solani, 1293 nucleotides. RefSeq names its product integral membrane family protein. Bases 1 to 1293 code for a protein of 430 amino acids. Gene Ontology annotation, cellular component: membrane; intracellular membrane-bounded organelle. The transcript has 9 exons. NCBI's taxonomy places the organism in Eukaryota, Fungi, Basidiomycota, Agaricomycetes, Cantharellales, Ceratobasidiaceae. The record is from RefSeq and is a predicted model, not a curated record.